Messenger RNA from Henningerozyma blattae CBS 6284, 180 nucleotides. RefSeq names its product Hor7p (gene HOR7). The record is from RefSeq and is a predicted model, not a curated record. Bases 1 to 180 code for a protein of 59 amino acids. Lineage: Eukaryota; Fungi; Ascomycota; Saccharomycetes; Saccharomycetales; Saccharomycetaceae. The transcript has a single exon.
AUGCAAACUUCUAAACUCCUUCUCUCUGCCUUAGCUGUCACUGGUCUUGUUGCUGCCAAGAAGCACAAGAACAAGUCUAACGAUACUUCUUCCAACGCUGCUAUGCCUGCCGUAGGUAACCCAAUGGCUGCUGGUGUUGCAGGUGCCGUUGUUGCCGGUGCCGUUGCCUUUUUAUUAUAG